Molecule: messenger RNA, 4900 nt
Organism: Coregonus sp. 'balchen'
Lineage: Eukaryota; Metazoa; Chordata; Actinopteri; Salmoniformes; Salmonidae
Source: the annotation of a GenBank genome assembly
AUGCUCAAGAGGCAAUUCUGUAUGCUGAAAGCCCAGGGAAGGCUCCCACUGGACCUCCCUCUGAGACCAAUGAAGGCCUGGCUCCUGGCAGGGAAAAGAGUCUUCCUGGAGUAAGUGCAGUGUUCUCAGACUAUUUUUAAAUACGAAGUACGAAACUUUAUACUUCAUUUAGGUAACUUGAGUUUAUCACAUCAGUACACAAGGCCAAAUGAUAACCUGAAUGUAUCAAAAUAUAUUAGAUGAUAGCAAUAGUUUGAUAGAUAGAGCAGACAGACACAGUCUGAUACAUUUCCAUAUUCACAUGAAGGCGUGAGGCAGAGACAUGGAAGAGAUGGAGGAAGGUCUCUGUAGCUGAAUUGGUGAGGACUAUGUAGCGCAAACAGUACACCCACUGUAAAGCACUUCAAAUAUCAGCAAGCUCAUUUUUGUACCCAAAGAGAAAAACAAUAGAUAUCAGUUCAAAUUCAUAAUUUUCGCAAUCAUUUCAAUGAUGGACCAGUGUCCAGUCUCACCUGGUACCAUCAACGGUCUUUUAAUGACAUAUUAUGUUGUUACAUAGACUUGGGAUGCAAAGAGGGGCCUGGAAUUACAGGAAACAGAGACAGAGAUAGUUAUCCUGCUCAGUGGCCAGAGAGUUCCGGUUGAAUUAAGGAUACCAAAUGUCAUCGUGGACACUGCGCCCGACGGAGACAUCCAGCUUCUGAAAGAGGAGUGUUGGAAGUUGAACUUCUUGCACCUAAAGGAUGAGACAUGCCUGGCCACUGAGGUAAGACAUAAGAGCCAUCUGCAAUGACAAUAUUGUUUCUUUGAAUAAAAUGUCAAGCAUCUUUGUCGUUUCUGUGUAUAAUAUGGUGGUAAAAGUUGGUCAGUAUUACAUAGGAAUUACUAUCAACGUUGGAUGUCUUUGGUUUGUUUUAUUUGUGAAACAGCUAUAGGAUAUCAAUCAAUCACAUUUAUUUAUAAAGCCCUUUUUACAUCAGCAGAUGUCACAAAGUGCUAUACAGAUAGUUAUGUACGUCUCUGUCCAUUUACAGCUCUCUGAGCUUUAUGGACAUUCUGAGACCUCUUCAAAGGAAACUCUAAUUGAAGAGAAAAGACCAAAGACCAAGUGCCCGGCCAGUGUCGCUGGGGCUGCUGACAUUGACAACACCAACGAGGAGGCUUCAGUGGAGUCUCCGAAUAACAAUGUGGUGGAUGUCCAGGCUGAGCCGCUGGCCCUGGUCGGUGUGGAGAAAGAGGCUGCUGGAGAUGGAAAGGUCCUCAGCAAGGUGGUGAAGCCCAAAGUGUGGCUGAAGGAGGGUUGCAAAGAUCAGCUAACCCGAAAAUUCUAUGAUAUGAUUGCGGAACUACCAAAGGUAAGGAACAAGAAGCCUGUUUCGUAAAUGAAAGGUCAAGUGUCUUUGCAAGUUGGGUGUAUCAGAGUUGUCUCAAACUGGACAAUAUUACAAAUUAGCUUCUAUACAUUUUGACUUUAGAUGUCUGUGGUAUGUUUUGUGAAAAAGGACAGAUAUUGUUUUGUUCUUACUCUUUCAUUGCUCUGCAUUGUCUAUUUAGUCCUAUUUCGAAUCCACUGAGAGCCUUCAUGAGAUGUGUGGCAGAGGUCCUGAGGUGUGCAGCAGAGUGCCUGAGGUGUGCAGCAGAGGUCCUGAGGUGUGCAGAAGAGGUCCUGAGGUGUGCAGAAGAGUGCCUGAGGUGAGGUGCAGAGGUCCUGAGGUGAGGUGCAGAGGUCCUGAGGUGAGCAGCAGAGGACCUGAGGUGUGCAGCAGAGGUCUGAGGUGUGGGAGCAGAGUGCCUGAGGUGUGCAGCAGAGGUCCUGAGGUGUGCAGAAGAGUGCCUGAGGUGUGCAGCAGAGGUCCUGAGGUGUGCAGAAGAGGUCCUGAGGUGUGCAGAAGAGUGCCUGAGGUGAGGUGCAGAGGUCCUGAGGUGUGCAGCAGAGGUCCUGAGGUGUGCAGAAGAGGUCCUGAGGUGUGCAGAAGAGUGCCUGAGGUGAGGUGCAGAGGUCCUGAGGUGAGGUGCAGAGGUCCUGAGGUGAGCAGCAGAGGACCUGAGGUGAGGUUCAGAGGUUCUGAGGUGAGCAGCAGAGGUCCUGAGGAGUGCAGCAGAAGUUCACAGGUGUGCAGCAGAGGUCCUGAGGUGUGCAGUGGAGUGCCUGAGGUGUCAAAUGCAGUGGGAGAGGUGUCAAGUGACACAAAGAAGACAGAGGCUACUGGAGCCCUUCUGAACACUGGAAAUGGCCUGAGAAAGGUGGUGCAGCUAUCCACUGAGAGCCGUCCUGAGGUGUGCAGUGGAGUGGCUGAGCUGUGCAGCGGUCCUGAGGUGUGUAGCGGAGGUCCUGAGGUGUGCAGUGGAGUGCCUGGGGUGAGCAGCGGAGGGCCUGGGGUGUGCAGUGGAGUGCCUGAGGUGUCAAACGCAGUGGAAGAGGUGUCCAGUGACACAAAGACGACAGAGGCUGCUGAAGACCUUCUGGACACUGGAAAUGUCCUCAGCAAGGUGGUGAACCCAAAAGGGUGGCUGAAGGACGACUGGGAAGAUCAGCUGACCCAAGACUUCAAUUAUAUGAUUGCAAAACUCCCAAAGGUAAGGAACAAUAAGCCUAUUUUGUAAAUGAAAGGUCAAGCAUCUUUGUAAGUUGGGUGUAUCAGGGUUGUCUCAAACUGGACAAUAUUAUAAAUUAGCUACUAUAAUCUUUGACUUUGGAUGUCUGUGGGAUGUUUUUUGAAAAACGACAGAUUUGUUGUUCUUGCUCUUUCAUUACGCUGCAUUGUCUGUUCAGUCCUAUUUCGGAUCCACCGAGAGCCUUCCUGAGGUGUGCAGCAGAGGUCCUGAGGCCUCAAACACAGUGGAAGAGGUGUGCAGUGACACAAAGAAGACAGAGUCUACUGGAAACCCUCUGAAAACGGGAAAUGGCCUAAGCAAGGUGGUGCAGCUAUCCACUGAGAGCCGUCCUGAGGUGUGCAGCAGUCCUGAGGUGUGCGUUAGAGUGUCUGAGGUGUUCAAUGGAGGUCCCGAGGUAUGCAGUGGAGUGCCUGACGUGUGCAGUGGAGGUCCUGAGGUGAGCAGGGGAAGUCCUGAGGUGUUCAGUGAGGUGCCUGAGGCGCCAAACGCAGUGGAAGAGGUGUCCAGUGACACAAAGACGACAGUGGCUGCUGAAGAUCUUCUGGACACUGGAAAUGUCCUCAGCAAGGUGGUGAACCCCAAAGGGUGGCUGAAGGAGGGCUGGGAAGAUCAGCUGACCCGAGACUUCAAUAAUAUGAUUGCAAAACUCCCAAGGGUAAGGAACAUGAAGCCUGUUUUGUAAAUGAAAAGUCAAGCAUCUUUGUAAGUUGGGUGUAUCAGGGUUGUCUCAAACUGGACAAUAUUAUAAAUUAGCUACUAUAAUCUUUGACUUUGGAUUUCUGUGGUAUGUUUUUUGAAAAACGACAGAUGUGUUGUUCUUGCUCUUUUGUUACGCUGCAUUGUCUGUUCAGUCCUAUUUCGGAUCCACCGAGAGCCUUCCUGAGGUGUGCAGCAGAGGUCCUGAGGCCUCAAACACAGUGGAAGAGGUGUGCAGUGACACAAAGAAGACAGAGUCUACUGGAAACCCUCUGAAAACGGGAAAUGGCCUAAGCAAGGUGGUGCAGCUAUCCACUGAGAGCCAUCCUGAGGUGUGCAGCAGUUCUGAGGUGUGCAUUAGAGUGCCUGAGGUGUUCAAUGGAGGUCCCGAGGUAUGCAGUGGAGUGCCUGAUGUGUGCAGUGGAGGUCCUGAGGUGUGCAGGGGAAGUCCAGAGGUGUUCAGUGAGGUGCCUGAGGCGCCAAACGCAGUGGAAGAGGUGUCCAGUGACACAAAGAAGACAGCAGCUGCUGAAAACCUUCUGGACACUGAAAAUGUCCUCAGCAAGGUGGUGAACCCCAAAGGGUGGCUGAAGGAGGACUGGGAAGAUCAGCUGACCCGAGACUUCAAUAAUAUGAUUGCAAAACUCCCAAAGGUAAGGAACAAUAAGCCUAUUUUGUAAUUGAAAGGUCAAGCAUCUUUGUAAGUUGGGUGUAUCAGGGUUGUCUCAAACUGGACAAUAUUAUAAAUUAGCUACUAUAAUCUUUGACUUUGGAUGUCUUUGGUAUGUUUUUUGAAAAACGACAGAUGUGUUGUUCUUGCUCUUUCAUUACGCUGCAUUGUCUGUUCAGUCCUAUUUCGGAUCCACCGAGAGCCUUCCUGAGGUGUGCAGCAGAGGUCCUGAGGCCUCAAACGCAGUGGAAGAGGUGUCCAGUGACACAAAGAAGACAGCAGCUGCUGAAAACCUUCUGGACACUGAAAAUGUCCUCAGCAAGGUGGUGAACCCCAAAGGGUGGCUGAAGGAGGACUUGGAAGAUCAGCUGACCCGAGACUUCAAUAAUAUGAUUGCAAAACCCCCAAAGGUAAGGAACAAAAAGCAAGUCUUUGUAAGUUGGGUGUAUCAGGGUUGUCUGAAACUGGACAAUAUUAUAAAUUAGCUUCUAUAAUCUUUGACUUUGGAUGUCUGUGGUAUGUUUUGUGAAACAGCUAAAGGACAGAUGUGUGUUGUUGUUCUUACUCUUUCACUGCUCUGCAUUGUCUGUUUAGUCCUAUUUCGGAUCCACCGAGAGGCUUCCUGAGGUGAGCAUAGGAGUGCCUGAGGUGUUGAACGCAGUGGAAGAGGUGUGCAGUGACACAAAGAAGACGGAGACAAUUGGAGACCUUCUGAACACUGGAAAUGGCCUCAGCAAGGUGAUGCAGCUAUCUACUGAGAGCUGUUCUGAGGUGAGCAGCGGAGUGACCGAGGCGUUGAACUCAGUGGCAAAGGUGUCCGGCGAAAUAAAGAAGCGGAAGAAAAAUGGCGUUCUGCGAUUCUUCCGACGUGUGUGGAAGUUCUUCACAUGCACCAACAGCCUCCCCAAAGAGGAGUGA